Molecule: messenger RNA, 1272 nt
Organism: Salvia splendens (bonfire salvia)
Lineage: Eukaryota; Viridiplantae; Streptophyta; Magnoliopsida; Lamiales; Lamiaceae
Product: geranylgeranyl transferase type-2 subunit beta 1
Exons: 10
Coding region: 141-1082 (313 amino acids)
Biological process (GO): protein geranylgeranylation
Cellular component (GO): Rab-protein geranylgeranyltransferase complex
Molecular function (GO): Rab geranylgeranyltransferase activity
Source: RefSeq, a predicted model, not a curated record
CAUCCUAAAUCCCAAAUCCUUCACCGCCUGCCCUCUUCGGCAUAAAUCUGGGUUGCGUCUUUUAAUUUUUUCCGUCACGAGGCCAUUAUUCUCAUUCCAAGUGAGCAACCCCAAUAUUGGAAGAUGUGUUUGUAUACUUAAUGGGGGAGCUCGUGGUUGAAAAGCAUAUCAAAUAUAUCAUAUCAAUUGAAAAGAAACAGGAUGAUUUCGCGUCUGUGGUGAUGGAGCAUCUGAGAUUGAAUGGCGCUUAUUGGGGAUUGACUACUUUGGAUGUUUUAGGAAAGCUUGAUGCAGUGGAUCAGAAUGAGGUUAUUCCGUGGAUCAUGCAAUGUCAGCAUGAAUCCGGUGGUUUUGGUGGUAAUAUAGGGCAUGAUCCUCACCUGCUCUACACAUUAAGUGCUAUUCAGGUUUUAGCACUAUUUGACAAGAUAGAUGUUCUUGAUAUUGAGAAGGUUGCCAAUUAUAUUGCAAGCCUACAGAAUGAAGAUGGCUCAUUUUCUGGUGACAUUUGGGGUGAAAUAGAUACCAGGUUUUCUUAUAUUGCAAUAUGCUCUCUCGCAUUACUACAGCAUUUGGGUAAAAUAAAUGUAGAAAAAGCUGUAGAGUACAUUGUUAGUUGCAAGAAUUUAGAUGGUGGAUUUGGAUGCACACCUGGAGCAGAAUCUCAUGCCGGGCAAAUUUUCUGUUGUGUGGGGGCUCUUGCUAUUACUGGCUAUUUAGAUCAUGUUGACAAGGACCUCCUUGGAUGGUGGUUAUGCGAACGACAAGUAAAAUCUGGAGGUUUAAAUGGGCGUCCUGAGAAGCUUCCUGAUGUGUGCUACUCGUGGUGGGUUCUUAGUAGUUUGAUUAUGAUCGAUAGAGUUCACUGGAUUGACAAGAAGAAGCUCAUAAACUUCAUCUUGGACUGCCAGGAUAAACAGAAUGGUGGAAUCUCGGAUAGGCCCGACGAUGCUGUUGAUGUAUUCCACACCUAUUUCGGUGUUGCUGGUCUAUCACUUCUUGAAUAUCCUGGACUCAAAGCUAUAGAUCCAGCUUAUGCAUUGCCUGUGGAUGUUGUAAACAAAAUUUUCCUCACCAAAUAAGUGUAGCAUCACACCCUUGAUUAAUCUAGUGCUGAUAUUUUUCUUUUUGCUAUAAAUUAUUAAAUGUGAUGUAGUACAAUUCAUGUUUUCUCCAAAUUACUGGAAAGGAAUACUCAAUUCUUACCAUUUGAUGGAUCAUUAACUAGUUUGGAUUUGUAUUUCUAUCUAAUUAAGACGAUGAUUAUAUAUA